Mangifera indica (mango) is the source of this 1051-nucleotide messenger RNA. RefSeq names its product adenine phosphoribosyltransferase 5-like. Gene Ontology annotation, molecular function: adenine phosphoribosyltransferase activity. Gene Ontology annotation, biological process: adenine salvage. Bases 76 to 834 code for a protein of 252 amino acids. Gene Ontology annotation, cellular component: cytosol; cytoplasm. Lineage: Eukaryota; Viridiplantae; Streptophyta; Magnoliopsida; Sapindales; Anacardiaceae. The transcript is spliced from 6 exons. The record is from RefSeq and is a predicted model, not a curated record.
UGGAGCUUUAAGCCAACCCAAAAAAAAAACAAGCAAGUAUAGUUAAUGUGCUUGUUCUCUUCAAUGUAAACUCUGAUGUUCCCUUUGAGUUUCUGUCUGUUCCUCUUCCCUUGUCAGAAAAAGCCCUCAAAACGGAUACUUGUCGGAAGGAUAGGGAGCUCAAAAACCUCUGAAAGUAAAGAGAUGUUUGCAGGUGAAAAUGGGUUGCAAGGAGACCCACGAUUGAAGGCCAUUAAAGAAUCCAUUAGGGUCGUUCCUCACUUCCCAAAACCAGGAAUAAUGUUUCAAGAUAUAACUACACUGUUGCUUGAUCACAAGGCGUUUAAGCACACUGUGGAUAUCUUUGUUGAUCGUUAUAGAAAUAUGGGCAUCGAUGUGGUGGCGGUGUUUCUCAACAUGGAGAAAGAAACAUUUGCCUUUUUGAUCUAUUUGCAUUAUUUGUUGUGGCUGCUUGAAAAAUCAAAUUACAUUCCAGGAGUAGAGGCGAGAGGAUUUGUAUUUGGCCCUCCAAUUGCCUUGGCUAUAGGUGCUAAAUUUGUUCCUCUACGUAAACCUCGAAAGUUGCCAGGAGAAGUCAUCUCCGAAGCAUACACACUGGAAUAUGGAACAGAUUGUUUAGAGAUACAUGUUGGGGCCGUUCAAACUGGUGAACGAGUUAUAGUCAUUGAUGAUGUGGUGGCUACAGGCGGUACACUUUGUGCAGCAAUAAGACUAUUAGAACGAGUUGGAGCUGAAGUAGUUGAAUGUGCAUGCGUUAUUGGGUUGCGUGAGAUUCAGGGACAAAACAGGCUAAAUGGAACGCCCUUGUAUAUGCUUAUUGAGCCACGCCAGUAAACCAAGACUGUAAACAUGGAGGAAGAGUGUACACGAGACUUUGUUAACUUGCUCUUAAAAUCGAUGUAUUAGAGAAAGUCCUUAUUGAUUUUUUUCUGCGUAAGCCAUCCCCAUCCGUAGAUAUGAAAUUUCACUGUAUAUCUAGAUUUCCUUAGUACAUGAAUAAUAAUGCUUACAAUUCUGGAAAUGGUACACUGCCUUCCUUGGUUCUCUUUUA